Procambarus clarkii (red swamp crayfish) is the source of this 1050-nucleotide messenger RNA. Lineage: Eukaryota; Metazoa; Arthropoda; Malacostraca; Decapoda; Cambaridae. The record is from RefSeq and is a predicted model, not a curated record.
AGACAAAUCAGCAAGUUGAUUUGCAAUUUGAAAUUCAAUUCGAGCCUGCAAAGAGGGAAGAGGAAAACACGAAGAAGCAGAAGGAAAAGAUGGAAGGAGCGCCUCGCCACGCCCACGGAGGUACAGAGUGCCUCGCCACGCCCACGGAGGUACAGAGUGCCUCGCCACACCCACGGAGGUACAGAGUGCCUCGCCACGCCCACGGAGGUACAGAGCGCCUCGCCACGCAUACGGAGGUACAGAGCGCCUCGCCACGCCCACGGAGGUACAGAGUGCCUCGCCACGCCCACGGAGGUACAGAGCGCCUCGCCACGCCCACGGAGGUACAGAGUGCCUCGCCACGCAUACGGAGGUACAGAGCGCCUCGCCACGCCCACGGAGGUACAGAGCGCCUCGCCACGCAUACGGAGGUACAGAGCGCCUCGCCACGCAUACGGAGGUACAGAGCGCCUCGCCACGCAUACGGAGGUACAGAGCGCCUCGCCACGCCCACGGAGUACAGAGUGUCUCGCCACGCCCACGGAGGUACAGAGCGCCUCGCCACGCCCACGGAGGUACAGAGCGCCUCGCCACGCCCACGGAGGUACAGAGCGCCUCGCCACGCCCACGGAGGUACAGAGCGCCUCGCCACGCCCACGGAGGUACAGAGCGCCUCGCCACGCCCACGGAAGUACAGAGUGUCUCGCCACGCCCACGGAGGUACAGAGCGCCUCGCCACGCCCACGGAGGUACAGAGUGCCUCGCCACGCCCACGGAGGUACAGAGCGCCUCGCCACGCCCACGGAGGUACAGAGUGCCUCGCCACGCCCACGGAGGUACAGAGCGCCUCGCCACGCCCACGGAGGUACAGAGUGCCUCGCCACGCCCACGGAGGUACAGAGCGCCUAGCCACGCCCACGGAGGUACAGAGCGCCUCGCCACGCCCACGGAGGUACAGAGCGCCUCGCCACGCCCACAGAGGUGCACAAUGCCGCCCACACAGCAACACAUCAUCACGUACAGAGCCACAUGUGUCUGCCAAAUGGACCAACUUCCUGAGUUCCGGCCACA